Lactuca saligna is the source of this 345-nucleotide messenger RNA. Lineage: Eukaryota; Viridiplantae; Streptophyta; Magnoliopsida; Asterales; Asteraceae. The record is from the annotation of a GenBank genome assembly.
AUGAUUGAUGAUAUUUUCCACCAGCAGGUUUUGUUCUGCAAUCCAUCUCUAAGAGAAUGGCUAAAAGGGAAUGCUUAUAAGUCUCAUUUUGACAAAUUGAAAUGGAGUUAUUAUUCAGUAAACAAAAGCCCAUGGUCUUGCCUUGAUGAAAAUGAAGCAUUGUUGACGACUGCAGACUCUGCAAUUAGAUUACUUUCGGAAUCAACAAAGUCGGUUCCAGGUUGGAAUGGAAUUGAAUACAAGGUUGCCUUUCCCAUGAAGAAACCAUCGAGUGCUAAUUUCUACCCCUCAUACGUGGAUAAAAUGGUGACCAUGCUGCAAGGAUAUUUAACCCUGGAGCUGUAA